AUGAGGUUCUCCUUCUCCAAAUUCCUCGUCGUCGCUUUGGCUUCGACCGAGGCCGUUGUUGCCAGUACUUGGUUCAGCAAAGCUGCAUACAAUAAGUGGCAUGAGACCGAACUCGAGCGCUGGCUUUCCGAUCACGAUGUUCCUUAUCCCACUCCUGCGGAUAGAAAAGACCUCGAGAACCUCGUUAAAGAGAAUUGGCAGGCCAAGGUGGUCGACCCUGUCGCUUCAACUGGGGACAAGACUAGUGAUAGCUACCACAGUGUCAAGGACUGGAUCUUCGACAGCUGGACCGAGUCGUCUCUGAAGAGCUUCCUUGAUCACCAUAACAUCCCUGCUCCCCAGCCACGUAACAGAGAUACCCUCUUGACCACUGCCCGCCAGCACUACGAUUCCGUUGCAAAAUCGCUGGGAGAGUACGCCUCCUACCCGGGCGACUGGCUCUACUCGACUUGGUCCGAGUCUGAUCUCAAGGAGUUCCUCGACGAGCGUGGUAUCCCGGUUCCACAGCCCACUACUCGUGACAAGCUCAUCGCCCAUGUUCGCCGCAAUUCUCGAUUGGCCUCCCUCAACAUGUCGUCGGCCGCGUCUUCUGCGAGUGCUUCCUACUACAGCGCCAGCUCCGUGGCCAGCAAAUCCGCCUCCAGUGCACAGGCCAGCCUCAGUGAUGCUCUGUUUGAUGCUUGGUCCGACAGCCAGCUGAAAGAAUUCCUCGACAGCCAUGGAGUCCCUGUCCCACAGGGUAGCAGGAAGAACGAACUCAUCGCAUUGGCUCGCAGACAACGUUCGAAGCUCGAGGCAAGCGGCUCCUCGCUUUCCAGCUCGGGCGCGUCCGCAUUUGGCGCUGCGACUUCGUCUGCUGGCAACGAGUAUGCAAAGGCAACCGAUGAUGCCUCUCUGAUGGCCGACGAUGCAUUCAACUCGGCGAUUGAUUCAUGGUCUGAUUCUCGCCUCAAAGCUUAUCUCGACUCCCGUGGGGUGCCAGUUCCUCAGGCCAGCAAGCGGGACGAGCUCUUGAAGCAAGUUCGAUUGAACAAGCACAAGGCUGCGACUGGUUGGUCGGCAUGGACCUUUGACACUUGGACCCUUGAGAAUCUCCAGAAAUACCUUGAAGCCCACGGCAAGAAGUACAAGAAGAGCGCCAAGGCAAGUCGUGAUGACUUGGUCAAACAAGCGCAGGAUUCCUAUGCUUCUGCUUCCAAGAGCGGCGGACCCAGUUACGCAUCGGUCACCAGUUAUCUCGCUAAGCAAACCGACGCCGCGAAGGACACCACUUUUGACACCUGGUCCGAUAGCGAAUUGAAGUCGUAUCUCGAUAGCUAUGGAAUCCCCAACUACCAGGGCUCGACCACCAAUGAGCUCCGCGCCCAAGCCAAGAAGCAAUACAACUACUUCAAAUACGGCACAUCGACUCCUUCCGGAACCAUCUUUGAACGCAUUAAGAGUGGAUUGCAAUGGGUUCUUGGACAGGCCCAAGGUACUGCUGCCACUGCAUCGACAUCGGCAUCCAACUCCGCCAGUUCAGCGUCCAGCGUGGCAUCAAAGUCUGCCAGUUCCGCAUCCAGCGUUGCUUCCAAGAGUGCCGCGAGCGCUAAAAGUGAACUGUAG
Fonsecaea multimorphosa CBS 102226 is the source of this 1605-nucleotide messenger RNA. RefSeq lists its product as uncharacterized. The transcript has 3 exons. NCBI's taxonomy places the organism in Eukaryota, Fungi, Ascomycota, Eurotiomycetes, Chaetothyriales, Herpotrichiellaceae. The record is from RefSeq and is a predicted model, not a curated record. Bases 1 to 1605 code for a protein of 534 amino acids.